CAUCAAAACGUCAAGAUUCUAGGUUAUGUGCAGUUAAAUUUCAAAAUAAAAAUAUUAUGGUAAGAUCACCACCAACAAUCAUAAAAGACAAUUUGUAAAUAAAUACAUAAUAAUCUUAUAAAGCAAUUGUGAAUAUCUCAGGAAACAUAAAAUGGAAUCAAAUUCAACAUCACCAGGGACAGUGGCAGACAAAGAGAGCUUAGAGAAACCCCUGUCUCCGAUUCUGAAUAAGAAGAGAUACAGAAGAAAGAUACCUUUGGAUAGACAACAGAGCAAAAUACUUAAAGUGGCUGUGGAGAAUUGCAGCAAUUUGGAGUACACAAAGUGUAUGUUUAAAUCAGCAGGUGGAAAGAACAUUUCCAUAUCGGAGAAUAAAAUCAAGGAGUACAAAACCUUGUUCGAAGAUAUCCUCAAUGACAAUAGAGCAGAGUCUGUCUCUAAAUUGGAUAAAUUCACUAUGAAGUGUAAGGAGCAACAGCAAACUGUUGACUACAACAAGUGUGCUUCAGGAGAUGUCACUGAUGGAUCUCACAAUAAUUUAAAUAUGUUGUAUGAAAAUAAGAAAUUUCCUAUUAGCAAAAGCACUUUUGAGUCUGAGGAUUCAAUGAAUCCUAAUGUAAUGAAAAUAUUUCUCAAUAAUACUGCUACAACUGAGUCAAGCAAGGAGUCUUUUGAGAAGAAAAUUCUGCAAGAGAUGAAGAACGCAUAUUAUAAUAAUUGUAAGGAAGGAAAGGAAGAAUUUAAAGACAGCCAAAUGAAUUACAAUGAGACUAGUGAAUCCAACAGCACAUUGGCUUGUGAAAUUGAAAAUCUGCAGUGUCUUUUAGAUUUAAAAUUAGAUAAGCAGAAGCAGUUUGAUGCAUUGCAGAGAGAUAUUGUGCAUCUAAGUAAUAUGAAGGAAGCUUACAGAUUGAGUGCAACCUCCAGAGAUGUAGAAACUGGUACUUCAGUUUCACAAUGUUCAUUCUCAGAUAGUAAUUACAUGAAAUCGCAAACAUCCAAGAUGAGUGUGGGUUUUCCUGGGUUCACAAUUGAGGAAUUACAGCAAACUGAAAGGAUGUUUGAGCAGUACAACUUGGAAGCUGCCGAAUAUAAGAACAGAAUUAAGAUGCACAAGCCUGAGAGGUGGAAGAAACAUAAGUUUCAUAAGCACUGUAAAGCAGUGGAUGGAAGUUUCGUAUCUGGAGAAGUGUCUGAGACAAAGGAGUCGUCAAUUAAAAGGAAGGUGAAGAAGCAUAAAAAUGUUUGUAAUAAAAGUGUGGAUAAGUAUCAGAAAAAUGAGUAUUCUAUUAUCCCGAAUUCUGUGAAGAUGCGGGAAGGGUCUGCUAAUACUUCCGAUAACCGAAAAAGUUUGAGCAAUUCUAUUUCAGUUUCUUCUAAUAAUCACGUUCAAAUAUGCAUUGGAACGAAAAGGAUUAAAAUCAAUAUUAAGUCGGAGAAUGGGAGUUCUAUAAGAACCCAAGUCAAGGAUAACAAUGCUACAACUAAGGUAGAAAGCGAUUUACAAAAUAACGUUGGUAAACAUGAGGACAAUAAGAACAAAUCUUCGAGUGAAAAUGGUGGGCAAUUGAAGAAAUCAGAGGCCCCGAAUAGAUUCAGCUUAGCUUCUGGAAAACAUGUGGACAUUUGUAAGGACAAAUUUGAUGAAGCUUAUAAUAUGUUUAUAGAUACGAAUAAUGCUAGUCAUGGGACAGUUAAGAGUCCUGAUGGUAAGAAAAUGGUUGGCUUUCAAUCGGCGUCGGGUAAGGAAAUGCGUUUACCUAAAGAGAAGAUGGAUUUAGCAUACGCUGUGUUGAUGGACAAUGAAGAAAAACUUGAACAAAAUCCAAAUGUUAAAAAAGUUUGUGGUUUUCAAUCGGCUUCGGGUAAAAAAAUGGAUGUGCCUAAAGAGAAAAUGAAUUUAGCAUAUGCUAUGUUGACGGAUAAUGAAGAAAAUGUUGGGUCAAUCCAAAGUCCAAACGUUAAGAAACUUUACGGUUUCCAAUCGGUUUCGGGUAAAAAAUUGGAUGUUCCUAAAGAGAAAAUGGAUUUAGCAUAUAUUAUGUUAAUGGAUAAUAAAAAAAAUGUUGGGUCAAUCCAAAGUCCAAACGUUAAGAAAGUUUGUGGUUUCCAAUCGGCUUCGGGUAAAAAAGUGGAUGUACCUAAAGAGAAAAUGGAUUUAGCAAGUGCUAUGUUAAUGGAUAAUGAAGAAAAUACUGGCGCAGUCGAAAGUCUAAAUGUUAAGAAAGUUUGUGGUUUUCAGUCAGCUUCAGGAAAUAAUGUGGAUAUUCCUAAAGAGAAAAUAGAUUUAGCAUAUGCAAUAUUGAUGGACGAUGAAGUAAAUAUUGAGUCAGUACGAUGCCCUGAGAUUCCAAAAAUAUCUAAUAUUCAAUCAGCGCCUGGUAAGAAAAUAAAGAUAGAUUUAGCAAAUGCAAUGUUGAUGGAUAAUGAAUCAAAUAUUGCUACAAUUGAAAGUCAAAAUGCUAAGAAAAAAUGUGGUUUUCUAUCGGCUUCUGGAAAGAAAAUGAAUGUACCGAAAGAAAAGUUUGAUCUUGCUUAUUCGAUGUUAAUUGAUAAUGAACUACAGCCAUUUCAAUCUAACGAUUUGAAGGUGGAUUCGAAGGUAGUAAACAAAAAGAAACUCGACGAAGCUUACAAUAUAAUAAAAGAAACGAAUGUUUCCAAUCCUUUGCACAAAAAUCCUGACUUUAAUCAUCCUUAUUCCAAUGUCGGUUUCCAAUUAGGCUCUGGUAAAGUUGUGGAUAUUUCUAAAGAUAAAAUUGAUAGAGCCCACAGUUUACUGAUGGAUGGUGAUUCGGAAAUGAAUGAUUUGGACAUUGAGCAAUCAAUGAGAGAGUUCACUUUUGCGUCUGGAAAUAAGAUGGAUAUUUCCAAAUCCAAGAUCGAACAAGCCUACAAUAUGUUGAUGGAUAAGAACGUCGUUGAAUCGGAAGGAUGCGAAAGUAUGGGAAAGGAAAAAGGCGAUUACAUCAGCGAAAACACGUUGAAAUUCAACAGUGCACAUGGAAAAACUGCGCACGAAUUAAUCGUGGACGCUGUUAACACGUACGAUAGCGCAAUUGAAAAAGUGAGCUCUCAAAUAACGCCUCUGAAGAAAAUUCAGCAAUCCCUCCCCUGCACUAGUCCUCUAACGAAACCUUUGAAAUCCAUGAGCUCGAAACGGAGAUUGGGAAUGCAGAGGCGAAAUCUCAUCAAUAUUUCUAAAGAGAAUCUGGAAAAAACGAAGUUAUUGUUCCAGGACUUGGAUACUUCUUUCGAUAAAGGUGCUUCGAAUUUAGCGUGCAGCACGCCGAAAAGAAAAUGUAAUGAUUCUAUCGAAUACAAUUCCGCGUUUCAUUUGCAAACACCAGUUUUCGAUAAACCAUUGAUCGGAAAAUUGGAUGCAAAGCAUCUCAAAUCAUCCAUCAUUUUCCAUGAGAAAUCUUGCGAGGAUUUGACCGAAACUCAAAAUGAGAUCGACAAGGAGUAUAUGGAGUUGAAAAACAAGUUGGGUAUCUUGGAGAACAGGAUGGCCGCUCUGGAGGGGCAAAAGAAAAUACUCGAAAAUUCAGAUGAAUCCUAUAGGAGGAAACGAUUGGGUAUAUUAUCUUUGAAGAAGAUGAAUUCCGUGGAAAGGGUGCCCUUGCAAAAACUAUUUCAAAGCAGUGAAGAGAACAUUGAUUACUUCAACAUCGACUCGCAAAUCGUUUCCGUUUCUCCUUGGAACGCGGACAAACUUCAUUUUAACAUAUCCAAAAAUUAUCAGAAUGCUUCUGUGAUUUGUACCAUGGAUGGUGCAACGGUGAUUCCCAACUCAUCGAACAUUGUCGGAGUAACUGAAAUAAAUAACGCUUUCCGCGCGAUGGAAGGCGUCGAUCCAAAAUUGUUGCACAAACACUGGGUUAUCAAUCACUACAAGCAGAUUAUUUGGAAGCUGGCAUCGUAUGAACGGAAAUUCCCACAAUACUUCAAAGGCUGUUUAACGAUUGAAAAUAUCAUAGUUCAUUUAAAAUACAGAUACGACAGAGAAAUUGAUAAAGCAGAACGACCAGCUUUAAGAAGGAUUUUGGAGUGCGAUGAUGUUCCGCAGAAGAGGAUGGUUUUAUGUGUUUCGAAUAUAAUCGAAUUAUAUUCCUAUAAAUAUGAAUUGGAGCUGACGGAUGGUUGGUAUACUGUACUAACCGAAAUAGAUAAACCUUUGUGUACGCAAAUUCGCAAAAGGAAGAUCAAAGUUGGAACCAAGCUGAUCAUACAAGGAGCGGAACUGAUGAAUUCCGAGGGUUGCCAUCCACUAGAUGUUCCAGAUAACGUUAGGCUGAAGAUAUUCUUCAAUUCGACGAGGAGAGCCGUGUGGCAUUUGAAGCUUGGCUAUUACAAAUACCCGACGCCGUUUCCGUUGCCGCUUGCCAGUCUUAAUCCGGAAGGUGGAGUUACCAGUUGCGUUAACAUCUACGUGGCUAGGGUGUAUCCGGUUAGAUAUUACGAAACAACGAAUGGAGCUAGAAUAUGGAGGAAUCAACGUGCGGAAGAGAACCGACGGCAGGAGUUUGAUAUGGAGCGUGCGCAAGUAGUGAAGUCCAUCAAGGAUAAAGUAAUCAGCGAUUACGAGAAGGAUUAUUUUGAGGAUAAAACUACAAGUAGCACGGACAAAAAGGAUAUAGCUAGUAUAACUUGCUCCAAGACUCUUCACCACUUAGUAGAGACCAGUAUGGAUCCAGAUUCCGUUAUGAAUUCGCUUUCAGAUGCUCAGAGAAAUGGUGUUUUUAAGUAUAUGGAAACUGUAAAUGCUCAGAAGCACAACGAUGUCACUAGGAUAAUAGCACAGAAAUUGAAAGAGCUAAAGGUGAGCGAACGGAAGGUUUCGUCGAUGGUGAAAUUGUUGAUUAUGGACGCUGCUGAUGGAAAGAAUUCUAAGGCCUACGCCUUCAACAUCUGGCAGCCUACGGAAGAGCAUAUGCAAUUGUUUAAGGAGCAAUCGUGCUUGACCGUUUAUAAUAUAGGUAUCAAACCAUCCAACGAGUUCCAUUCGAGCAAUACGACGUACUUUAAGCAACUUACCGUGGGUACUUCCAAGAAAUAUCAAGACACUCAGAGGCAGCUUUUACCAAUUGCCAUGACCGUCGAUCGAUUAUAUAAGCCGAGGUUCAAUGAAUUCGACACCGUUGGUUUGGUCAUCCGAAUUACGAUUUCUACGUACGAGCAAGAGCUGUGGCUAUCCGACUACAUCGGAAGGUUAUUGCUUGUGAGGAUUAUGGACGGACCACAGUUGUGUUCGUUGCUGCACGGCGUUAAAAGAGGCCAGAGCGUCGCAUUGUGUAAUCUGGUAAUGCACAAUUGCCAUUCGCGUUUCGGCGAAGCUAUCGCGAAUCAAUUUUCCGUCGUAUCACAAUAUCCGCAGCUCAAGUUCCUUCAGAACGGCCUGGAUAUAUUCAAAGAGCAAUUACCUAAUGAUAUCAGUCGAUUGUUGGCGGAGUGUGAUGAAACUAUCGAAGGAGCAAAAUAUGAUAAGAGCGUGAGCAGGAGCGAUGUCGAGUAUCUCACGAUGGAUGUUAGUAAUGUUACCGAUGAAGAGUACGAGGAUAAUGGAGCCAUACCAUCAAGAUUGACCAAAACCGAUGUGGCUAUGUCUCUGUUAGAUACUGAUCAAUUCAUGUAAAUCGUUAAUAAUCAAAUUUAUUU
This is a messenger RNA of Nicrophorus vespilloides, 5658 nucleotides long. Its product is annotated as breast cancer type 2 susceptibility protein homolog. Bases 152 to 5635 code for a protein of 1827 amino acids. Lineage: Eukaryota; Metazoa; Arthropoda; Insecta; Coleoptera; Silphidae. The transcript has 12 exons. The record is from RefSeq and is a predicted model, not a curated record. Gene Ontology annotation, biological process: regulation of DNA-templated transcription; double-strand break repair via homologous recombination.